Triticum aestivum (bread wheat) is the source of this 1440-nucleotide messenger RNA. Its product is annotated as zinc finger protein 346-like. Gene Ontology annotation, molecular function: nucleic acid binding; zinc ion binding. Bases 38 to 1162 code for a protein of 374 amino acids. The transcript has 2 exons. NCBI's taxonomy places the organism in Eukaryota, Viridiplantae, Streptophyta, Magnoliopsida, Poales, Poaceae. The record is from RefSeq and is a predicted model, not a curated record.
CCUGCGCUCUGCAGCCGGUGACCACCAGGCCACGCCGAUGCCAUUGCACGGAGCGGCUGCGGCUGCAACUGAUGCUGGACGGUCUAAGCCGUGUCCGUUAAGCGCCGAGAAGCUCAUGUCUCUACAGAAUGCAGAGUUUGAUGAGCAUAAACUGCCUGACUCCAAUAAGGCUGUUCCGCCGAGUAAGACGUCGCUUGCGGAGAAGUCGGAAUUAACAGGAAUAAGCAUUCCAGUUAAGAAGCUCAAACCACCCAAGAAAAGGAACUGCACCGUCUGCCAGGUGCAAGCGACCUGUGAGAAGAACUUACAGAUGCAUUAUGCUGGGCAGAAGCACUUGGCAAAUGUAGCAACACUGGGCCCAGGAACUAAGCCAAGUGAUCAGAAGGCGAAAGCACCAGUAGCAGAACCUUCUCUUGGCACAGAGCAGAAGAAAACACCCUCGAUAAAUUGGAGUUGCAGUACCUGCCACGCCCGCGGUACAUCCAAAUCGACAUUUGAUGCGCACCUCCAAGGCAAAAGACACCAGCAGAACAUAGCAGAAGCAUCCGUAAAAGGCGAUGGCGAUGGCAAUGGCAAUGGCGCACCGAAGAACGCCGCCGCGGCGGGGGAAGCAAAAUCGGAUGACGACACUAUGCCGAAGCGUUCGGAGAAGCCAUCACCGGCCUGGAGCUGUAGCAUUUGCCAAACUACAUGCACCUGCGAAACAGACUUGAAGAACCACCUGAGGGGCGCCAGACACCGAGAGAAGGUCCAGUCCCUGCUUGAAGAGAGCAAGAACAUGGCAAGGAAUCCUGAGACAAACUUGAAGAAAAACAAUGCACCACAAAUGGUCAAGAACCAAGGACCGCACCCGGCAUGGAACUGCACGAUGUGCCAGGCCAAAUGUUUCUCCAAAUCUCAGUUUGAGAAUCAUUGCAGUGGCAGCAGGCACCAACAGAAUAUCGAGGCGAUACUCGGCAAACGCGAGACCGCGAGAGCGAGCAGCUCGAGGACUGCAAAUGAACCAGCUUCGGACUGCAAGAACGCAAGCUCGGAGAAGGCGGAGAAGAAGGCGACGCUGUACUUCUGCGAGGUCUGCAAUUUGCUGUGUGGCAGCAGUGAGAUGCUGGUAAGCCAUCGUUAUGGGAAGAGGCACCGGGAAAAGCUCAGCACAAGGAAAUGAAGUGCGUUUUGUGGGUCUGCAAAGGAAUUGUGGCUUUUGUAGGGAAGGUUGCGAAGCACGACUUUGUGGGUUGGUUUUUGCUCGACUGCAUGGGUUACCUUUCAUAUGGUUAGCACUUCUUUUAAACUCGCAGAAGUACCGUCUCUCUUUUGAACUCGGGAGUAUAAGCUAUGCGUGUAUUUCUAGACCAUCAACUUUACGGACCAAAUGGCAAACGUUCGCUAGGGAGGAUGGCAUUUGCGAAUGUUCGAUGACAUUUUUAGUUGUGAGGCAGUGGG